AUAUUUCACAGACUAAAGCAUCCUUUCAUCGGUGAAACGGUAGUUGAUUCAUCGCGCCUGGCCGUCAGACAGACAUGACAUGUUCCAUUUGAUACACAGAUUGAAGACUCCACUGCUGUCAUUUGGAGGAACGCGCACAAUAUCCCAACUGAUCAACAUGGAGAAGCCCUGCAUACUGGCCACUACCUUCGGAGCACCUGGAGGCAUCUACAAAUGCUUUGCACCUGUUGUCGAGAAACACUUCACCAUUAUCCCAUACGAGACAUUCCUGCUAGACCAGAAGAAUCUGUCAGAACAGGUCAAAGCAGUGUUUGUAUGGGGCGUUGCCCUGAAAGUUGACAGUCUGAUGCAGUCUCUGCCUAACCUCAAGGUGGUGGUUAACGGAGGGGUGGGAGUGAACCAUCUGGACAUACCCAUGAUCAACAGCUUUGGGGUGAAGGUGUGCAACACCCCUCAUGUUGUUGACAACGCCACUGCCGACAUCGGGAUGGGUUUGAUGCUGGCGUCUGCAAGGAAGAUCGUCGAAGGUCACCAUUACACCCUAACCCACAACAAUGAGGACUUGCCAGAGAGCUCCAUGGGUAUGGAUGUCAGCGGGGCCACCCUGGGCAUCAUCGGUAUGGGGAGGAUAGGAUACAAGGUGGCCAGGAGGGCCCAGGCGUUUGAUAUGAAGAUCCUCUAUCAUAACAGGAACCGCAGGAAAGAGGAAGAGAGAGCAGUGGGAGCGAUGUACUGUGCCAACAUGGAGGAUCUGCUCCAGCAGUCAGACUUUGUGAUGGUGGUGGUGAACCUGUCACCUGCCACCCAGAAACUGAUCGGUGCCAAGGAACUAGCCAUGAUGAAACCUACCAGCACUCUCAUCAACAUCAGUAGAGGCCUCGUUGUAGACCAAGAUGCGUUGGUGGAAGCACUCCAGAAGAAAGUGAUCCGAGCCGCUGCACUGGAUGUGACUUAUCCUGAACCCCUACCAAUAGGCCACCCCCUUGCUGCUCUUCCAAACGUCAUCAUCCUGCCCCACAUAGGGACCAACUCCGUUGAGACGAUGCAGAUAAUGGUGGAGAAGAUGGUGACCAACGCCCUGGUAGUACUAGGAGGGAACCAUCCUCCUGAUGAGGUCAAGGUGUAGGUCAGAGAAGUUUCCUCUAGGUACAGAUCUAGGACCAGUUUCUAUUCCCCCAAUCCUAACCUGAACCAUUAGUGGGCAAAAUGCAAAAUUUAAAACCAAAAUCGGCAUCUAGGGGCAACUUCCCCCUAUUCCUCAGGAAUCACCCUGGACCCUCCAUGCCAGUUUUAACUAGCUGCCAUGCCUUAGAGCAGGGGUGUCAAACAUACGGCCCCGCACACGAGGGGGUCCAAUCUGACCCAUGGGUGGUUCGAGUGGCCUCAAAUAUUUAGGAAACAUUCAUGCAGUAUCUUGACUGUGUCCAGCUCGCUAAUAAUCCCCGAAAUUAGAGCUACACAGUCAGGGAGCAAAUUUCUAAAAUGAUGGAUAAAGGACUAUUUUUUUUCUCACAUUUUGACGGCAAGGAAAUACAACACAUUCAGUGCGGCCCUCCGGGGUCGUCGGGGUGCCCCCCUUCCAGCAUUGGGGAACAUCCGGCGCCAUGUCUAUUUCUAUGGGCACAAGCAGUGUUCCUGACACAAACUGUUCACACCCUUCUUGUUGGUGGAGAGAAUUUUGCAGGUUUAAAGCUUAUUUCCUGCAAUUCAACACAUUUUGUCAAGGGGUGCAAAUCAAAUGUUGCAGUUUUAAAGCAAAAAUAUUCUUGCAAUUCCAUACAUUUUGCCUUGUCUAAUGUGUAUACAUGUGAUAUUUGUGUGAUAAAAAAAUGACCACAAUAUCUAUGGGCUAAAAAAUAAAAUAAAAACGUUAGCUGACAUGGGCUAGUUGAUUUGGACAUUUCAGACCAGUUAUACAUGCAUAGCUAUUAAGGUCUGCAAUCACACGUGACCCAAUUUCAGAAUUGCACCUUGUGCAUUCUACUAUUACAACUUUCAAAAGUAAGUUUAAAGCCAGACUGAAUUCCUUUAAAAAAUAAAUAAUAAUAAUAAUUGGGGGGGGACCCCCUCCCUCCCCCUGCCGACCUCUCAGUUUGGGAACCAUUGUUGUAGAAGACCUGCCUUAGAGGGUCCUAACUUCCACCAUCAUUGAUCUAGCAGAAUGUGGAAGGAAGGAGGACGAUGGGGUAAAUCUAUCCUGCGGGGAUGAAGGAAAGGAGAGGAGGAAAAUGAGAUAUUUAGUAUUGAGACUUAGCCACCACAAUGCAGCAGUGUCACUGUAUUUCUAACUGCAAAAUAAACAACUUGACACACC
Oncorhynchus gorbuscha (pink salmon) is the source of this 2314-nucleotide messenger RNA. Its product is annotated as putative 2-hydroxyacid dehydrogenase SE_1879. Lineage: Eukaryota; Metazoa; Chordata; Actinopteri; Salmoniformes; Salmonidae. Gene Ontology annotation, cellular component: cytosol. Gene Ontology annotation, molecular function: NAD binding; glyoxylate reductase (NADPH) activity; hydroxypyruvate reductase [NAD(P)H] activity. The record is from RefSeq and is a predicted model, not a curated record.